AUGAAGCCCGACAUCCUCCUCCUCGCCGCCGCCCUCGCCGGCAGCGCCCUGUCGUCCAAAGAGCCGGCCGACAGCUUCGACUGGGACGCCCUCGCGCCCUCGCCGGACCUCGAGUACCACGACUGCUACGCCGCCUACCGCUGCGCCCGCCUCGUCCUCCCGCUCGACUGGGCCAACGCCUCGGACCCGCGCACCCUCUCCCUCGCCGUCAUCAAGCUGCCCGCCCUCGUCCCGCCCGAGGACCCCCGCUUCGCCGGCUCCGUCUUCCUCAACCCCGGCGGGCCCGGCGGCUCCGGCGUCGACCUUUUGCGCGCCAGCUCCCGCCGCCUGCGCCGCGUCAUCGACAAGCCCGGCCGCCGACACUAUGAGCUGGUUUCCUUUGACCCGCGCGGCGUCGCAAACAGCCGGCCCCGCGCAGACUGCUUCCCCGGCGCCGCCCUCGAGCGCGACGCCUUCCUGCUCGAGGCCCGCGGCACCGGCGCCCUCGAUGCCGGCCGCCACGCCGUGCCCUACAUGCUCGGCCUCCACCACGGCUACGCCCGCCGCUGCAGCGCCGCAGAGGCCGCCGAGCACAUCUUUGAGUACAUGAGCACCCCGAGCGUGGCCCGCGACAUGGUCGAGAUGGUCGACAAGAUUGCCGAGCUGCGCUACAUGGGCUUCUCGUACGGCACCGUCCUCGGCAAUUACUUUGCCGCCCUGUUCCCGGAGCGCAUCGGCCGUCUUGUCCUCGAUGGAGUCGUCGACGCCGUCGACUACGCAACCGGUGCGGGCUGGCUCUCCAACAUCGUCGACGCCGACGAAAUCGUCAGCCGCUUCUACGCCGGCUGCCACCGCGCCGGCCCCGACGUCUGCGCCCUCGCCCGCUCCUCCGACGAGUCGGGCCUCGACAUCCGCGCCCGCAUCGAUGCCUGGCUCGCCGCCAUCGACGAGUCGCCGCUGACGGCCUCGAUCUCGCCCGCCGGCUCCGUCGUCGCCCUGACCUCGCGUGACAUCCGCGAGCUCCUCGGUUUCGCCAUCUACAGGCCCAUCGAGUUCUUCGUUCCCCUCGCCCGCGCCCUCGACGCCGCCAUGGCCGGCAACGCCACCCAAGUCGUCCGCCUCCUCGACCGCCGCGCCUCCGUGCCUCACCUGCACGACGCCUGCGCCGUCGACGGCCACGGGAACCGCUCCGAGCUCCAGACCCGCGAUGCUAGCCUCGGCGUCCUCUGCUCCGACGGCGACAGCGUCCGCGACAAGGACACGCCGUGGUGGCGUCGCUACGUCGACGCCCAGCUCCGCAAGUCGUCCGUCAUGGGCGCCUACUGGUCUGCCAUCCGCAUGCCCUGCGCCGCCUGGCCCUUCCGCACAAACUGGUCCUUCAAGGGGCCCUUCACCACCCCGGAGCCCCGCCUCGGCUCCGCCGGCCGUCCCGUCCCCGGUGAGCCGGCCGCUCCGAUCCUCUUCCUCUCCAACCGCCUCGAUCCCGUCACGCCCCUGCGCGCUGCCCGCGCCAUGGCCGCCAACCACCCCGGCGCCGGCCUCGUCGUCCAAGAGGGCCUCGGCCACUGCGCCCUCGCCACCGCCGACAGCGACUGCCUCACCCGCAUCGUCGCCGACUACUUUGACUCGGGCGCCGUCCCGUCCGAAGAGACGACGUGCCAUAUCGACUGCGGGCCGUGGGACGACGGCUGUGCCCUGUCCGGCUACCAGGACCACCUCGAUGCCUCCACCAUUCGCCGUCAGUCGACUUUACCGCUUGGUGUUUUCCCCUGA
Molecule: messenger RNA, 1752 nt
Organism: Hirsutella rhossiliensis
Lineage: Eukaryota; Fungi; Ascomycota; Sordariomycetes; Hypocreales; Ophiocordycipitaceae
Product: TAP-like protein
Exons: 3
Coding region: 1-1752 (583 amino acids)
Source: RefSeq, a predicted model, not a curated record